Daphnia pulicaria is the source of this 1242-nucleotide messenger RNA. Its product is annotated as protein IMPACT-A-like. Gene Ontology annotation, cellular component: cytoplasm. The record is from RefSeq and is a predicted model, not a curated record. The transcript has 7 exons. Gene Ontology annotation, biological process: regulation of translational initiation. Gene Ontology annotation, molecular function: protein binding. Bases 150 to 1013 code for a protein of 287 amino acids. Lineage: Eukaryota; Metazoa; Arthropoda; Branchiopoda; Diplostraca; Daphniidae.
ACUAUCGCUAGGUGGUGUUAUUUACAUUUAGUAUUGACGCUUGACAGUACGAUUCACCGUGCUCGUUGAGCUGCAGUCGACAAAGAUUCUUUUCAACAGGCAUAAACAAAAAUUUCGUUUGACCAGAAAAUAUCCACUUUACUUUUAUAAUGGAGAAUGAUGACAAUCUAUCAAAGCAGAUGGAUGAAAUUGAAGCCCUCUCAGCGAUUUAUCUAGAUGAAUGGAAAACAGAAGAUGAAGCAUUCAGAACAUUCAGUGCAACUAUUACUGAAAGUGGGAGAGUUGCAACACUACUAAUUACCCUACCAGCAGAGUAUCCAGCCACAUCUCCUCCAUUCUACCUUCUGACAGCACCAUGGAUGAAAGAAAAGGAUAGAGAUGAAAUCUAUAAUCAACUAGAACAGAUAUAUCUAGAAAAUGCUGGAGAAAGUAUUCUCCACCUUUGGAUAGAAAAAUUUCGAGAACAUUUACAAAAUCAGGAUUCAAAUGUUGAAAAAGAUGUUCAUGAUGAUACAGUACCGCCUAUUGCAGAAGAAAUUCCCAACAAGUUUAAAUCUUUAGAUCUUGAGGAUUCAAAAGCAGAAUGCCCAUCCAUAAUCAGUGCCGACCCUUUUACAGAAAGGAAAAGUACCUUCCAAGGCCAUGCUGCAACUGUCACUAACACCAGCCAAGUCAAGCUGGUUUUAGCCAAACUGUACGAAAACCGCAAGAUUGCUCAAGCUACCCACAAUAUCUAUGCAUACAGAAUGUACAAUGAACAGACUAAAAUGUGGAUUCAAGACUGUGAUGACGAUGGCGAAACUCAUGCUGGAGGACGUUUAAUGCAUUUACUUCAGAUUUUAGACGUGAAAAACGUGAUUGUUGUCGUUUCCCGGUGGUUUGGAGGCAUUCUUCUCGGUGGCGACCGUUUCAAGCUCAUCAACAACGCGGCGCGUGACGCUUUGGAGAUGGGCACUUACAUCGCUUCGGCCGGGAGUGACGACGUGACCAAGAAGAAAAGCAAGAAAAGGUAGAGACCAAAUAACAAAACAAACACACAACAAGAAUGACACAUACACACAGUUACACACUCCCUCUCUUGGGUGUACACACAUCUUCAUGUUUUCUUUUGUUUUCUCUCUACCGUGUCUUUCUCAUUCCCAAUCCUUUUCUUCUGCCUUUUUGGUUUAUCUUUCUUUCGGUUCCGUUGACUCGGUCCCCUCAGAGGUUGCCCUAUGUCUUUUUACUUUUUAUUUUUUACUU